Messenger RNA from Arvicola amphibius (Eurasian water vole), 1836 nucleotides. It is a transcript of the gene Vsig4, whose product is annotated as V-set and immunoglobulin domain containing 4. The transcript has 7 exons. The coding region runs from base 178 to 1260 and encodes 360 amino acids. NCBI's taxonomy places the organism in Eukaryota, Metazoa, Chordata, Mammalia, Rodentia, Cricetidae. The record is from RefSeq and is a predicted model, not a curated record. Gene Ontology annotation, biological process: negative regulation of complement activation, alternative pathway; negative regulation of interleukin-2 production; negative regulation of macrophage activation. Gene Ontology annotation, molecular function: complement component C3b binding.
UGACAAGCUGUUUCAAAUCUCCAGCCCUAGGUGGGGUCAAAGGAAAGAACCCCAUGUCAUUAUAAUGAAAUACGGAAGGAGGGGUGUGUGUGAUAUAACUAGAGUUUGGGGAAAAUACGGGAAGAAAAGAAGAAACUAACAGCCACCAGAAUUUCUAGUCUCUUCAGCAGCAGGAGGAUGGAAGAAAGAACAGAGGUGGCUUCACAUAAGACGGAGAUCUUCUUGGUCCUGCUGCUCCUGGGCCACCUAAUAGUGCUCACCUAUGGCCAACCCAUCCUAAGAGCGCCAAAGAGUGUGACAGGGACCCGGAAUGGGGACGUGACAUUACAGUGCGCCUAUACUCCCAUGAGAGACUACAGUCAAGUUUUUGUGAAGUGGCUGGUACGACAUGGAUCUCAUCCAGUCACCAUCUUCCUACGUGACUUUUCAGGAGACCAUAUCCAGCAGGCCAAAUACAGAGGCCGCCUGAAAGUGAGCCGGAAACUUCCAGGGGAUGUGUCUCUCCAACUGAAUUCCCUUCAGAUGGAUGACAGGAGUCACUACAUAUGUGAGGUCACCUGGCAGAGCUCAGAGGGAAUCCGAAUAAUGAGAGAUGAGAUUAUUGAGCUCCGUGUCCAGAAACACUCCUCUAAUCCAACUAUAAUCAAUGUUGAAGCACUUACAACCAUGCAAUCCUCCUUGGAAGCAACAACUGCAGUGAAUUCAACCCAUGAUUGGACCACUGAGGAGAAUGGAAAACUUAAGGAGACCACUGUUGUCCCAGUGGAUGAAAAACAUGAGAGGACCACUGCUGGCCCGGGGAAUGAAAACCAUAAGGAGACCACUGUUGGCCUAGUGGAUGGAAAACAUGAGAGGACCACUGCUGGCCCGGGGAAUGAAAACCAUAAGGAGACCACUGUUGGCCUAGUAGAUGGAAAACAUGAGAGGACCACUGAUGGCCCGGGGAAUAAAAACAAUAAGGACACCACUGAUGGACCAGGAAGGAACCUGAAAGUCUUUCUUAUCAUCUGCAUCAUCUCCCUUUGCUGCAUAGUGGUUGUCACCACAGCUUAUUUUGUGUUCUGCCACAGGACUUUCCAACAACAGCAUGUCUAUGAACUAAGCAGGGUGUGUGCCAAGGAGACCAGAAACUCUGAAGAAACUACCUUCACAAAUGGAUACUUCAAUGAUGAACCAGAUUCCCAUGCUCUGAUCUAUGACUAUUCUGAUGAGUCCUUGACUGGGCCAGGAGUACUAGAUAACCACACAGAUCAACUAUGACUAUUCAUUCCUGCCUGCUUCACACAAUUCCCCAGAACUAUGAAUUUGUUGCAACCAAAGACAAUAGCAUCUGCUAAAAUGUCCCACUAAGUCAAGGUCUACUGACAUAAUUGCCUAUGAUUAUUUAGCUCUUUAAGCUUUCUUGCUUGCUUCUUUUCUUCCUAGACAACUUAAAGUAUCAACUCUGCCAUUGGUGGGCCCCUGGGAAAUCCUGGUUUGGCUAAGAAUUUACCAUGUGGCCCUCAAGAAAGCUAGCUUUUGAGUUUGGCCCUGGACCCUUCUAUGUUCCUGCCUGGGGCCUCCACACCUCCUCUGAAAACACCAGAGAAUUUCCCAUAGCACUAAAGGCUCCUUUUCAUGCCUCAAAGCAUCACCAGAAAAUCAGGUGAGGCUCAGUCCUACCAACUCAGGCAAUCAUCUGUGUCCGUGAUUAUGUUUUCCUCUCUAAUGCCAGAGGACUUUUAAUUAAUAUCGCCAAAUCAAAGGCCAAGGUACACAUCUGUUCCUACACUGUAAACCUAAUGCUCUUGUGUUUUGUUCUUCUGGUAGUAAUAAAUGUUUAAUCAUGACAGCAAC